Messenger RNA from Apodemus sylvaticus (European woodmouse), 1260 nucleotides. RefSeq names its product neurturin (gene Nrtn). Gene Ontology annotation, molecular function: receptor tyrosine kinase binding; glial cell-derived neurotrophic factor receptor binding; growth factor activity. The coding region runs from base 590 to 1177 and encodes 195 amino acids. Lineage: Eukaryota; Metazoa; Chordata; Mammalia; Rodentia; Muridae. The record is from RefSeq and is a predicted model, not a curated record. The transcript is spliced from 3 exons.
GCAUGGUCUUGGAUAAAGGAGAGUCCCCGGGAGGAGUGAUCGACGGAUUGACGGGUGGAGCAGUUUGGCUGUUUAGGGCCUCCCACGAUCCUGCCACCUGCUCUCCCGGAGCGCCCCUACAGCAGAAGGGAGGACGAGGGCGGCUCCCGAGCCCGGGAAACCCUACGCCACGCCCACGUACACGCCUCCGGGAAGGCCACGCCCCCUCGAGCCCAGCCGGCCUGAGGUGCGCGGCGGGAGCGGAGGGAGAGCGCGCGGUGGCUUCGUCCGUGUGCCCUGUGCCCGGCGCUCCUCGCGUGGCCCCGCGUCCUGAGCGCGCUCUAGCCUCCCACGCACGCCGUCCCGGGGUUCACUGAGCCCGGCGAGCCCUGGGAAGACAGAGAAAGAGAGGCCAGGGGGGAAACCCCAUGGCCCGGCCCCUGUCCCGCACCCUGUGCGGUGGCCUCCUCCAGCACAGGGUCCCCGGGUCGCCUCCGGUCCCCGCGAUCCGGAUGGCGCACGCAGUGGCUGGGGCCGGGCCGGGCUCGGGUGGCCGGAGGAGUCACCACUGACCGGGUCAUCUGGAGCCCGCGGCAGGCCGAGGCCCAGGAUGAGGCGCUGGAAGGCGGCGGCCCUGGUGUCGCUCAUCUGCAGCUCCCUGCUCUCUGUCUGGAUGUGCCAGGAAGGUCUGCUCUUGGGCCACCGCCUGGGACCCGCGCUCACCCCGCUACGACGCCCUCCACGCACCCUGGACGCCCGCAUCGCUCGCCUGGCCCAGUAUCGCGCUCUGCUGCAGGGCGCCCCCGACGCGGUGGAGCUUCGAGAACUUUCUCCCUGGGCUGCCCGCAUCCCGGGACCGCGCCGUCGAGCGGGUCCCCGGCGUCGGCGUGCGCGACCGGGCGCGCGGCCGUGCGGGCUGCGUGAGCUCGAGGUGCGCGUGAGCGAGCUGGGCCUGGGCUACACGUCGGACGAGACCGUGCUGUUCCGCUACUGCGCAGGCGCGUGCGAGGCGGCCAUCCGCAUCUACGACCUGGGCCUGCGGCGCCUGCGCCAGCGGAGGCGCGUGCGCAAAGAGCGGGCGCGGACGCACCCGUGUUGCCGCCCGACGGCCUACGAGGACGAGGUGUCCUUCCUGGACGUGCACAGCCGCUACCACACGCUGCAAGAGCUGUCGGCGCGGGAGUGCGCGUGCGUGUGACGCUACCUCACGCCCCGACCUGCGGAAGGCCCUGCCGACCCCCCUCGCGAGAACUGAAGUCACAUAAAGUGUGGGAACUCCCA